This is a messenger RNA of Talaromyces rugulosus, 1341 nucleotides long. RefSeq lists its product as uncharacterized. The record is from RefSeq and is a predicted model, not a curated record. The transcript is spliced from 4 exons. Gene Ontology annotation, molecular function: glucan endo-1,3-alpha-glucosidase activity. NCBI's taxonomy places the organism in Eukaryota, Fungi, Ascomycota, Eurotiomycetes, Eurotiales, Trichocomaceae. Bases 1 to 1341 code for a protein of 446 amino acids.
AUGACAACCACUACUACUGCGGUCACGACCACUUCGACGCCUGGUGGUAAAGGGGCACGAUACGUAUUCGCUCAUUACAUGGUAGGAUCAAUGACCCAUAGCGAGGCCGUGACAGAUGUUAAAGACGCCCUGGACGCGGGUUUUGACGGCUUUGCCCUAAACACGCAUACUGUCAGCCCUACUGACACAUGGAAUACCGACGCGCUAGAAUAUCUCUUCUCUGCUGCUUCUGAAACAAAUUUCAAAAUGUUUAUCUCCUUUGAUAUGUCUUGGGGCGUGAAUGUUGCCGAUCUGCCUGCAUUUCUCGCUAAAUACUUCCCCGAAGACGCAUAUUUCCAAAUAGAUGGGAAGCCAUUUGUCAGUACAUAUUCAGGCGGGAAUACCGAUAACGACACUUGGAAUACAAAAUUUCGACAGCCGCUAAUGGCCAAUUAUAACAUCACGCCGUACUUUGUACCGGACUUUGACAACUGGUCUGGCUAUCCUAGUGGAUUCUUUGCAGCGUACCUGGUGGUCGACGGAGCGUUUACCUGGGAGAGUGGUUGGCCGGCGCCAGGACAGACUAUUACUAGUGUCAGUGAUACGGUUGACCAAGGUCUCGUUUUGCAGGCCAAAGCAGCGGGAAAAGUCUAUAUGAUGCCUAUAAGCACAUUGCAAUUCAAAUAUACAUCGGAUGGAAAUCACUGGUAUCGUAUCGGUGAAAGCAACCUUCCUGAGAGAAUGCAACAGAUUCUGUCUGUGCAACCGGAUUUUGUCGAAUUCAUUACCUGGAAUGAUGCCGGUGAGAGUCAUUACAUUGGCAACAUUUGGCCAGAGGCUAUUGCAGGGUCACCUGAUAUUCAAGCCUAUGCCGAUGGAUUCAACCAUAAAGGGUGGCUGCAAGUCAUCUCCCCAUUUAUUUCCGCAUACAAGGCUGGUGUGACCGAUGUCUCCCAGAUAGUAGUAUCGUCCACAAAUUCAUCAUCCGACUCGCUAAUAAACGGGUCAAUAUGGUAUCGGACAUUGCUCACCACUGCCAGCUGCUCCAGCGGAAUCCAGAAUUACGAACAAGCCCAGGAUGCUAUGAAUUUUGCAAUCAUUCUUCCACAGUCAAACACAACGAUGUAUACAAUCACCGUACAUUCGAACGGUCAACAGAUUGGGUCGUUUGCGGGUAAGUCUGGCUUGAAUUGGCAGACGGUUUUGGGACUACAAGCUGGAAAGGCCAGUUCCCAAGUGGUACGGGUGGUUGACAGUUCGGGGAAUAUAGUCGCAUCCGCUGUUGGUACAAAGGAUGUGUUUUCGCAGAGCAAUGAUUCGACGUUGUGUAAUUGGAACUAUGAGGUUGUCGGGCUAUCUUGA